GGUCGCGCGCAGCCGGAGAAGUAGAAACGAGAGCAAGAGAGGCAGUGAGAGAAAGAGAGAGAGAGAGGGGGCAGUGAAGAAGUAGACAGAGAGAGUGGUAGGGAGAGGGGGAGAGUGGAUCGGGCGUGACUUUCUCGCGCGGCCGUUUUCGUUUUCGUUUCGCCGCAGCCGGGCGCGCCUUCCUCGGGACUGGUCAGAUGCCAGGCUGCAGCCGCCGCUGACGGACACAGCUGCAGACACAGCUGCGAGGACACACUCACCCUACCGUCGACUGCACAGCCGCCGCUGCAGACAUGGGCGGCCCUGUUACGUUGUUGAUGUUGGCGCUUCUGGCCGCGCCCGCCUUGCCUCGACCGGCUGAGGUGUCUGUCAUCACGGAACCCAGGCCAGGGGAGGAGUUCGUGCUCUACCAUGCGGGGGAUGCCGGGCAGCGACGCACUGUCAGAGAGUUCGCGACUUCCCACCAGAGCCCGCACGCGUCGCGCGCCGCCUCCGACCUGGAGGCGGUGCUGGAGGAGCAGGAGGUGGCGGGGGCGGAGAGCCGCCCCAGCGCUGGCGCAGGCUCGGCCCGCGCCCAGCCCAGCAAGCGAGACGUCGACGUCGACCCCGAGCAGCUGCGAGCCGCCGAGGCCCUGCUGGGGGCGCUGCUCCACCCGAAGGACACUCUGCCGCUGCCCCCGGCCAGGAGAGUCAGCGUGCGGCCGCAGGCCGACAUCGGGGUCAUAGAGGAGCAGCCAGUGGGUGUGGACGAGAAGCGCAUCAUGUCUAAGAAGAAGACCCUGUCGACCAGCACAUCGACGUCCUCCUCCUCCUCAUCAUCCAGCUCGGUGUCCAGCAAGAAGCCCUCCAGGCGCCGGCCGGAGCCCGCCGAGGUCGAGGUGGAGGUGAUGCCUGCCGCCGUGGCAGGCGUGGCCCCCCGCGGCGAGGGGGGCGUGCCCCCGCUCAAGGGCAUCCUGCUGCCAGAACACAGUGGCGAGCAGCAGCAGCAACAACAGCAGCAACAGCAGGAGCAGCAACAACAACAGCAGCAGCAGACGACGCCCGCCCCCGGCCUGCCGCUGACGCCGCCCCCGCCGUUCGACGUGGUGCCGGUGAACUCGGUGGCCAAGCCACGGCCGCCGCCCCCGCGCGUCGUGGGGCUCAAAGACGCCGACCUCAGCCUGGAGACGGCGGCCGCCGGGUCGGGGCCGCAGACGCGCGUCGAGGUCAAGAAGGGACCGAACGGGCAGGACUAUGAGUACGAGUACGUCUACUACUACUACGACGACGACGACACGGCGGAGGCGGACUCGUCCGCCGCCCCCGACGCCGCCCCCGACGCCGCCAGCUCCGACACCACCGGCUCAUCUUCCACGACCACCAGCACCACCACGACGACGACGACGACCACAACCACCACCACGACCACGCCGGAGCCCACCACCACGACCACUACCACCACCACGACGCCACCUCCGCCUCCCCCGCCGCCUCCGGCGCCGCCGGCGGUGAACUCCGUCCGCAAGCACGGCCACAGGAAGGAUCGAGAGGACGGCGAAGGCGGCAGGACCCGUACCCGCACCCGCAGCCGUGGCCAGUCGUCGGCGCCAGUAGAGGAGGAGUCUUCGUCUGCAGAUGACCUGUCAGUGAAGGCCAGCUCCGGGCGCCGGCGCUACACCUCUCUGGACAGGGGUGCCGCCAGGGACAAGGCCCCCAGCAGCAGCAACAACAACAACGGCAACGCACCGGAGGCCAACGAAGUCCUUCCGCCACCCAGGAGGUUCCGCGGCCGCACGCUGGGCCGCCCGGAGGCGGACUCAGACGCCGCCGCCGCCCCCGCGCCGCCCCCAGAGGGCGAGCCGGUGCCCGAGGAGCGACUGCCCGCCUCCACGCGCUUCCCGGCGCGCACCUCCGCCCCCCAGCAGUCGCCCGCCGUCCGCCGCCCCAGCCUCGAGCUCGUCGACAGCUCCUCGUUCCGCACGCACCACGGUGGGGGCGGUGCAGCGCCCGCGGGGGGCGAGGAGUCCGCCCCCAGCUUCCCACAGCGGCUGCCCGCCGGGCCCGUGCGCUUCCUGGGGGUGACCCCCGAAGAGAACGGCGAGCCGGCCGCGGCGCCCCAGACCCACGGGCGCUACCGACCCAGGGGGCACUCGUCGACCACCACCACGACCAGCACGACCACGACCACGGCAGAGCCCGAGCCGGAGGAGGCGUCGACCAGGCCCACGAGGGGGCGCGGACCGCACAUACGCCGGCAGCACUCGACCACCCCCAUCACGGCCGCCCCGACCACAGAGCCCAGCACCACCACCACCACCACGACGACCACGACCACGCCUGAGCCGCCACCUGCACCAGUCGACGAAGUAGACCCCACCGCUGAGGCGCCUGCCGUACCCAGGAGGGACAGCUUCGCGGUGUCGCGAGGCGGGCGCCCUCGGCCUGCGCCGGAGGAGGAGGAGGAGGAGGCGGAGGCGGAGGAGCCGGGCAGCGCGGAGGCCUACCAGGAGCGGCGGGCCACCACGGAGGGCUGGGCGGCGGCGACCGGCGCCGGCGGCUGGAACACGGCGUCGACGGCGGCGCCGCCCACCGACGCCACGACGGAGCAGGAGGCGGCCGGGCUGACGGCGGCGGCGGGCGACCAGGCCGCGCUCCAGCUGUACGCCGUGCUGCGCCAGGCCGAGGGCGUGCGCGACAACUCGGUGCUCGACGACCUGGAGGACGAGCUCGCCGGCGCCACCGACGGCUACCUCGCCGGCGUCGACGAGAUCCUGACGACCACGGAGGAGGAACCCGCGCCGGCCCCCACAUCGCCGAGCACCACCACCACGACCACGACCACCACGACAACCACGACCACGACUCCGGCCCCGACGACGACGACGACGACGACGACAGAGGCGCCGGCCCCAGCCGGUGGCAGGCGACGCCUGCGCCCCAAGCCCGGGGGCAGGUUCCGCGGGGGCGGCUCCACCUCCGCCUCGACGACGACGACCACGACCACAGAGGCCGCACCCGAGAGCAGCACGCGCGCCAGGAGCCGCUUCGGCAAUGGAGCCGCCUCCAGGCCCGGAGGCAACUUCGGCUCGCGACGCAAGGCAUCCACGGCGGCGCCCAGCAGGGACUCGUCGGAGGAGGUGAAGGAGGAGGCGAAGGAGGUGGCGGCGCCCGCCCCCCGGCCAGCGCGCGGCCGCUUCGGCGGCGCCAGGACGCGCUCCACCACCGCCGCCCCCGCAACCACCCAGCAGCAGCAGCAGCAGCCGGCCGAGGAGGGCUCUGCGCCCCCUGCCGCCCCCGCCGCACCCCACAGGCCAGCGCUGCCUGACAGGCACAGCGUGCUGGGCAGACGGCGUGGUGUGAUCCGCCCCACGACGGCCGCCCCCGCUGCCCCCGCCGCCCCCGCCGGAGAGGCCGAGCCGGCGCCACCCGCCCCCAGCGCCGCGCCCGCCGCCCCCGCAGAAGACGCCUCUGCAGAGAGUGCCUCUGAGGCCAGCCCACCAGCUGUCACCAGGCCCGGCAGGGCUGGAGUCCGCCCCCCGCUGGGCGGCCCCCGCCCCCUGCGGCCCGGCCCACGCAUCGGCGCGCUGGCCGGAGGCGGCCGCCCCCGCCUGCCCGGUGCCGCCCCCGCCUCCACAGCGGCGCCAGACGCCGCCCCCAGUCCCAGCUCGACGCCAGCGCCGGCGGCGGACCACGAGGAGGACCACGCAGCUCCAGCCGCCGCCGACGACGCCGCCCCCGCCUCGCAGGAGGUACUGUAUACUUCACUAGCGCCGCUCUGA
Schistocerca americana (American grasshopper) is the source of this 3758-nucleotide messenger RNA. RefSeq names its product proteoglycan 4-like. Bases 294 to 3758 code for a protein of 1154 amino acids. NCBI's taxonomy places the organism in Eukaryota, Metazoa, Arthropoda, Insecta, Orthoptera, Acrididae. The transcript is spliced from 13 exons. The record is from RefSeq and is a predicted model, not a curated record.